AUGUCCGCUGAGCACGAGAACGGCACCCCAGCCGCCCCAAGCGCCGAGCAUCUGAAUAUCAAAGUCAGCGACAACAACAACGAGAUCUUCUUCAAGAUCAAGCGCACCACCAAGCUGGAGAAGCUCAUGACCGCGUUCUGCGAGAGACAGGGGAAGUCCAUCAGCUCCGUCCGGUUCCUGUUUGAGGGCACCCGCGUGCAGCCCUCUGAUACACCGGAAGCCUUGGAGAUGACGGAUGGUGAUCAACUAGAUGUCCAUCAGGAGCAGGUCGGAGGAUGGUAA
Clonostachys solani is the source of this 282-nucleotide messenger RNA. The record is from the annotation of a GenBank genome assembly. Lineage: Eukaryota; Fungi; Ascomycota; Sordariomycetes; Hypocreales; Bionectriaceae.